This is a messenger RNA of Aspergillus affinis, 282 nucleotides long. RefSeq lists its product as uncharacterized. The record is from RefSeq and is a predicted model, not a curated record. The coding region runs from base 1 to 282 and encodes 93 amino acids. Lineage: Eukaryota; Fungi; Ascomycota; Eurotiomycetes; Eurotiales; Aspergillaceae. The transcript is spliced from 2 exons.
AUGGAGCAGCGAAACAGUGGUUCUAUGAACGCUUCGGAGCAAAGCGGCAACACACACGGCGGAAGCCACGACAACCAAAACGGUGACCCUGCCGCCAGCCUGGCCGAGGGGUUCCGAUACUACAAAGAUUUCCUCGAACAGCUGUUAGAUUUGGUUCGCCGCAAUGACCAGGCGGAUCUAGACCGCAUAAUUUCUAUGAUUCGCUCCGGUGCUUCUAAUAAGGAUAUUCUUACCGUUUUAGUCGAAGUACAAGGCGAAGGUAACCUCACUGGCCAGGAAUGA